Lizanozyma spartinae is the source of this 810-nucleotide messenger RNA. It is a transcript of the gene SPC24, whose product is annotated as kinetochore-associated Ndc80 complex subunit. The record is from RefSeq and is a predicted model, not a curated record. NCBI's taxonomy places the organism in Eukaryota, Fungi, Ascomycota, Pichiomycetes, Serinales, Debaryomycetaceae. Bases 1 to 810 code for a protein of 269 amino acids. The transcript has a single exon.
AUGACUGAAGAAGUGAAUACCGUACCAACUUUGGCUCAAGUGUCAGUUGGUGCGAGUUCUGAAGUUGUCCCUGUUCCCACAGAAUCGCUAGGAGCUAAUGAGAUUCUUCUGCUUACCACUGGUGAAUUUGAAACUAUAGAUGAGUUGCAAGUAUUAGAAGGGUUGGAUUCUACCAUACAACGGAUAAAACAGCUUCGUCAGAGUCACAUAGAUGAAAUCCAACAUCUGAUAUCCCAACUUAAAUUAGAACUUGCAAGAUUAGAUCGGGAAUUUCAGAUGAUGACCAGACUUCAAGUCGCAAACACUGCUGUUUUGGCUCAACUAACAAAUGUAGGGACUUCUACACUCGAAUCUAUUUUAGGUGAUGCUGAAGUAGGAGAAGUGAUUCCCUUGUUGAAGAGAAAGGCACGUGAAUUGGCAGAUACUCGAUUACAAAUUAGUGAUAGUAUAAAUCAACUUGAAGGGUCCAUCACAUCUUUAGCUUUAGAUCGGUCCAAGUUUGUACGUCAAGUGGAACAAGCAAGAGAAAAUUUGGAACAAUCCACUGGCAAGGAGUUGCUACAAUUAGUUUCAGGUUAUCCCAAUUCCAAUAACCAAAUUAAUGAAAAUCGAAUGAUACUGGCCGUUUUACAGAUCAACCUAAUUAAAAAUUUAGGAGGUAAAUUACUGACAGUUGUUAAUGACGAUGGCUCAGAGCAAGAUGUGGUGGCUAUAUAUAAUAAAGAAAAGGAUUCUACAUGGCUAUUGAAGGUGGAUGGAAGUCAUAGUGAUCAUUUCAUAGCGAAUUAUAUCUGGGAUCGUCUAAGUUAA